CGCGGCCUGAGAAAGCAGCGGGAGAGAGAGACGCGAGGCCACGGCGAGGGGCGUCCCAGGCGGGCGGCGGCGGCGGCAGCUCGCGCGUAGAGCGGAGCAGCCGGCACUGGCGGCGGCGGCGGCGGGGGGCCGCGACUGACGGAGCUCGCCUGCCCGGCCCUUCUCUGCCGCCACAGCCGCAGCCGCCGCGUCCUUUCUCUCUCUCUCUUCCCUCCCUUCCUCCCGCCUCCCUCCCUCCCUCUCUCUCUCUGGUGGCGAAAGGAGGCUACGUUGCCAGAGACGAACUCGAAGCGCGCGGAGCCGCCCAGGAGCCACGGUAUCUCCUGCAGAAGGUGCCAGGUUCAAUCCCUGGCAACAUCUCCAGGUGGAGAUGGAAAAGAUUCCUGCCUGAAACCUUGGAGAGCUGCUGCCCGUCAGUGUAGAGGCCACUGGAUGGACCAAGAGUCUGACUCAGUAGUUCCGGCCCCGGGAGACCUGCCCACCAGCAGUGUGCCUGUCUCGAGUGACGGGUUCGGGGGUCCAAAAUGUCGGAGACGCUGGACCUGGAAAAGGGGUGCACGGUGGACACCUUUCUGCACGGCUGCAUUGAGGCCUUUGAUGACGAGGGCAAAGUGCGGGACCCCCAGCUGGUCCGGAUGUUCCUCAUGAUGCACCCCUGGUACAUCCCUUCCUCGGAGCUGGCAGCCAAACUGCUGCAGAUUUACCAGGAGUCACGUGGGCCAGAAAACAGUUCCCUGCAGGUGAAAACGUGCCAUCUGGUCAGGUACUGGAUCUCUGCGUUCCCUGCGGAAUUCGAUUUGAACCCAGAACUGGCAGAGCAGAUCAAGGAGCUGAAGGAAGUCUUGGGUCGGGAAGGGAAUCGGCGGCACAGCAACCUGAUUGACAUAGAGAGCGUCCCGACUUAUAAAUGGAAGAGGCAAGUCACACAACGCCAACCCGUGGCACAGAAAAAGCGCAAGACCUCGCUGCUUUUUGACCACUUGGAGUCGGGGGAGCUGGCUGAACACCUCACCCACCUGGAAUACCACUCCUUCAGCAAGAUCCUGUUCCAGGACUACCACAGCUUCGUCAUGCACGGCUGCACGGUGGACAAUCCCAUCCUGGAGCGGUUCAUCACGCUCUUCAACAGCGUCUCCCAGUGGGUGCAGCUCAUGGUGCUCAGCAAACCCACAGCUCAGCAGCGCGCCCAGGUGAUCACCCGCUUUGUCAUGGUGGCCCAGAGGCUGCUCCAGCUGCAGAAUUUCAACACGCUGAUGGCGGUGGUGGGAGGCCUUGGCCACAGCUCCAUCUCCCGCCUCAAGGAGACACACAGCUUCGUGAGCCCGGAGACCACCAAGGUGUGGGAGUCGCUAACCGAAUUGCUGACGUCUGUGGGGAACUACAGCCGUUACCGGCGGCGCUUCGCCGAGUGCGUGGGCUUCAAGUUCCCCAUCCUGGGGGUCCACCUCAAGGACCUGGUGGCCGUGCAUGUAGCCCUCCCUGACUGGCUGGACCGUGCGCACACCUGUGUGAAUGGCAACAAGAUGCAGCAGCUGUUCAGCAUCCUCAGCGACCUGGCCAUGGUGCAGAGUAUCCGGCCGCCUUUCGAAGCCAAUCCUGACCUCCUAAAUCUGCUGAUGGUCUCCCUGGAUCAAUACCAGACCGAAGAGGAGAUCUACCAGCUCUCUCUGCAACGAGAACCCCGAAACAAAUCCACGCCUUCCAGCCCGACCAGCUCCACGCCGCCCCCCCAGCCGGUUGUCAUCGAGGAAUGGGCAUCGGUGCCGAAACCCAAGCCGGACCAGGCGAUCGUGCGCAAGCACAUUGAGAAGAUGGUGGAGUCUGUCUUUCGGAACUUUGACGUGGAUGGAGACGGGCACAUUUCCCAGGAGGAGUUCAAGAUCAUCCGGAAUAACUUCCCGUACCUCUGCAAAUUUGGAGACCUGGACGAGAACCAGGACGGCUGCAUCAGCCGGGAAGAGAUGAUCUCCUACUUCAUGAAGUCCAGCAUGGAUCUGAACGGGAAGAUGGGCUUCAUCCACAGCUUCUACGAGACCACCUUCCUGCGCCCGGUGGCUUGCCGCCACUGCAAGGGCCUGAUCCUUGGACUCUACAAGAAAGGACUAAAAUGCCGGGCCUGCAGCGUGAGCUGCCACAAGCAGUGCCGGGAGCUCCUCUCCGUCGAGUGUCGCAAACGGACCAAGAGUGUCAGCCUUGACGGACCAGCGUCUUUGCCUGCCCGGUCCUUCAGCUUCUCCCUGCCGCGCCCUGGGCGGACUUCCCUGCGGAACACAGAAAUCCAGGAGGAAGAAGUGCAGGCGGUGGAGGACGGAGUCUUUGACGUCCGCUUAUGAGACUGAUGGCUGGACGGGUUGCCUGGAAUGUGGGCAUCAGAGACGUCUCCUCUGCUCAUCUGCCACCACUUCGGGGAGCCCCCAGCCUCCCUCCCGCUCAAGUGGAGUGUGUAUUCUGAGGUGGGGGACGCACAGGAGACAGCACCGUAAGGUCUCAAAUCUGAUUCGAAAAACCUUCCUCUCCCCUGCGCUCCAAGGGCUGAGACGGAGACUCCUAAGAACAGGGAGUGAGGCCUCUGUUCCCAAUCUCCAGAGGAUGCAGGCCUCCCCUACGUGUGUGUAUAUUUGUAUCGAGAACUGGAUUCGAAGGUGUAAUAAAUUCAACACUUCCUCUCU
Molecule: messenger RNA, 2669 nt
Organism: Hemicordylus capensis (graceful crag lizard)
Lineage: Eukaryota; Metazoa; Chordata; Lepidosauria; Squamata; Cordylidae
Gene: RASGRP2
Product: RAS guanyl releasing protein 2
Exons: 18
Coding region: 525-2333 (602 amino acids)
Biological process (GO): Ras protein signal transduction; positive regulation of GTPase activity
Cellular component (GO): plasma membrane
Molecular function (GO): calcium ion binding; guanyl-nucleotide exchange factor activity
Source: RefSeq, a predicted model, not a curated record